This is a messenger RNA of Talaromyces marneffei, 3312 nucleotides long. RefSeq lists its product as uncharacterized. Lineage: Eukaryota; Fungi; Ascomycota; Eurotiomycetes; Eurotiales; Trichocomaceae. Gene Ontology annotation, molecular function: L-glutamate dehydrogenase (NAD+) activity. The record is from RefSeq and is a predicted model, not a curated record. The coding region runs from base 1 to 3312 and encodes 1103 amino acids. The transcript is spliced from 4 exons. Gene Ontology annotation, cellular component: mitochondrion.
AUGCACAACCCCGCCAUGUCAGUUGAUACUGGUUCGCCUCGAACCCCUUUAGAAGGGGGUCUGCCCUCCCAUGCUGGAGUAAAUGGGCACAUCAAUGGUCUCUCAACACCACAGUUGGUUGUCGGUGGUAGUGGUUCAUCCGGCUCUGGAACGCCAAUUGGAUUCCAGCGAUUUCCUCACAACAAACAUCUCGACCAUGUCGUCAGGACGCCGGGUCGUCAACCCUCACCACAACCAGUGCACUUGGGAUUGCCUGGUCAUCACAGAGUCUUGCCAGAAGAAGGAUCUGGCUAUAUUUCUGCCAAAUUCGAAGGCAAACAGGAACAGAUGGAACAGGUCAUGGACCGCUUAGAGGAGAAAGGCUUCUUUCCCAGUGAUUUCGUUGUAUCCGAAACAACCUGGUUCUACAACAUGCUCGGAAUCGAUGACAUGUACUUCCAGACCGAGUCUGUCGAAUCCAUAGUCACCCAGAUCCUGUCAUUAUACGCAGCCAAAGUAGCUGCCUAUGCCCGAGAUGAUAAGCGCUUGGAGAUCCGACUGGACAAGGAAGACGAAGAUCAUGCUGUCUACAUCGACACCAGCAAGCCUGGUGUGACGUCACUUGAUGGGCCAAACUAUGAAUCACGCAUAGAUUCCAAAUACAUCGACGGCUCCAAGUCCGGCAGAAGCUAUCGAAUCGAGAGUUUCCGCUCGACCAGCCCCUUACCAGGAGAGGAUGCACAGCAAUUGCGUUGUUACUUUGUCUAUCGAUGCCAGUUUGCUAACCCUAACCCGGACCCCGACGAAACCAAUAUUGAGAUCAUCGGCGAAAAACGCUUCCUCCAAAAGGCCACUGCCAACACCAAGGCCAUCUACCAAGAGAUCAUCACUAAUGCGGUGUCUCGAACAGGCCCUGUUAUCGAAGUCUUCGACAUCGAGGGCAGCCGCGAAAAGCGUUUGGUCGUGGCCUAUCGCCAAGGAUCUGCCAUGGGCAUCUUUAGUGCGCUGUCUGAUCUCUACCACUACUACAGACUCACUAGCUCGAGAAAAUACCUCGAGAGCUUCUCUAACGGGAUCAACGUUAUUUCUCUCUACUUGAGACCCGUCUCUAGUGCGGAAAUUUCACAAAAGUAUCCUCCCAUUGAAGCUGCCAUCCACCAGAUUGUGAAAGAGGUUUCUCUUCUGUACUGUGUACCACAAAACAGAUUCCAAAAUCACUUUGCCACCGGUCGACUGAGUUUACAGGAGACCAUUUACUCUCAUUGUGCUUGGGUCUUCAUCCAGCAAUUCCUGAACCGACUUGGGUCUGAAUACACUUCGUUGACUGCGCUUUUGGACGCUAGCAAUAGCGUACAUGCAGAGCUUUUGUCCAAGAUCAAGAAGCGUCUCCGUACCGAGACAUUCACGUCGGAUUAUAUUUUCGAGAUCAUCAACAAAUACCCAGAUCUUAUUCACAAGCUCUACCUUGAUUUUGCCAGUACACAUUACGUGCAAACUGGAGACCCACAGGAUGAUUUCCUUCCUACACUCAGUUACUUGCGUUUGCAAGUCGAUGAGAUCUUGGACGAUGCCAAACUCAAAGAACUUAUCAAUCGAACUGCUGCCAAUGAGCACGACGAAAUGGUCUUGACUGCUUUCCGAACCUUCAACAAGGCCAUUUUGAAAACAAACUUCUACACUCCAACCAAGGUUGCAUUGAGCUUCCGUCUGCACCCAGACUUCUUGCCAGAACAUGAGUACCCCCAACGUCUCUACGGAAUGUUCCUCGUGAUCAGCUCCGAGUUCAGAGGUUUCCAUCUUCGCUUCCGUGACAUUGCUCGUGGCGGUAUUCGUAUUGUCAAGAGUCGAAACAAGGAAGCUUACAGCAUCAAUGCUCGCUCUUUGUUUGACGAAAACUACAAUCUUGCCAAUACGCAACAGCGUAAGAACAAGGACAUUCCUGAGGGUGGUGCCAAGGGUGUUAUUCUUCUUGACGUCGACCAUCAAGACAAAGCUCGUGUGGCGUUUGAGAAGUAUAUCGACAGUAUUCUCGAUCUCCUUAUCCCGCCCACAAGUCCCGGUAUUAAGGAUCCUAUCGUCGAUCUUCACGGAAAGGAUGAGAUUCUUUUUAUGGGUCCAGACGAGAAUACGGCAGAUUUGGUCGACUGGGCUACGGAGCACGCCAGGAAACGAGGUGCGCCAUGGUGGAAGUCAUUCUUCACAGGAAAGAGCCCUAGACUGGGCGGUAUUCCUCACGAUGCCUAUGGUAUGACCACUCUUUCCGUUCGCCAGUACGUCCUCGGUAUCUACCGCAAGUUGAAUAUCGACCCUUCCACCGUCAAGAAGUUGCAAACUGGUGGUCCCGAUGGUGAUUUGGGAUCCAACGAAAUCCUCCUCGGUAACGAACGCUAUACAGCAAUCGUUGAUGGAUCCGGGGUGCUUGUCGAUCCUAACGGAUUGGAUCGCGAUGAACUCAUGAGGCUCGCAAAGAAGCGAGUCAUGAUUUCACAUUUUGAUCUGUCUAAGCUGUCAUCUGAAGGCUACCGCGUCCUUGUUGAAGAUUCAAAUGUGAAGCUUCCUUCAGGAGAAGUUGUCAAUAAUGGUAUGCUUUUCCGAAACACCUUCCACCUCCGAAAAGAUUCACCUGUGGAUCUCUUCGUUCCUUGUGGAGGAAGGCCUGAGUCGAUUGACUUGAGUAACGUGAAUAAGCUGAUUGUGAACGGCAAAUCUGUGAUUCCAUAUAUUGUCGAAGGAGCCAAUCUGUUCAUUACGCAAGACGCGAAACUUCGGUUGGAAAAGGCAGGCUGUAUUCUUUACAAGGAUGCAUCUGCUAACAAAGGUGGUGUGACAUCCUCGUCACUCGAGGUUUUGGCCUCACUGUCAUUGGAUGACAAGGAAUUUGUCCAGAACAUGUGUGUUGCCGAAGAUGGAACCGUGCCCGCCUUCUACCAGCAAUACGUGAAGGAGGUGCAGGAAGUCAUCCAACGAAACGCCACCCUGGAAUUCGAGGCGAUCUGGCGUGAACACGAACGCACGGGACUUUUGCGUAGUGCGCUCAGCGAUAGAUUGAGUUUGGCCAUUACAAACCUCGACGAGGAACUGCAAAAGACAGCGCUUUGGGACAAUAUCGAAUUGCGCCGCAAGGUUUUGGAAGAUGCUCUUCCGCGACUACUUUUGGAGAAGGUUGGACUAGAUACGAUAUUGACUCGGGUACCGGAAAAUUACCUCCGAUCAAUCUUUGGCAGUUACCUUGCCAGUCGCUUCGUGUAUGAAUAUGGCAGCAACCCAAGCCAAUUCGCCUUCUUUGAUUUCAUGUCCAAAAAAUUCUCAUCGCAACUGCUUGCGUCGAAAUAA